AUGACCGUGACUGCUCUUUACAACGUCGCCAUCAAAAAGUACUUGAAGAAGCACCUGCACCGGGUUUACCAGAAGAAGCGCGUGCGCAUAUUCUUGAAGCUUGUGUCAAUGCAUUUGAUGCAAUACCGUGGUGCUGGUACUUUUGAGUUCUUAUUUGAAGAUGGUGAAUUCUUCUUUAUCGAGAUGAAUACCCGUGUUCAAGUUGAGCAUCCAGUCACUGAACAAGUGACUGGUGUAGAUAUUAUUGAACAGCAAUUACGUAUCGCUGCGGGUCUAGGUUUAAAUCUUCAACAAGAAGAUAUUAAAAUCGAAGGUCAUGCGAUUGAGUGCCGUAUCAAUGCAGAAGAUCCGUCGACCUUCUUACCAUCACCAGAUCGUGAAACUGCGAUUGCCCGUAUGAAACAAGCCUUAGAUGAGAUGAUCUUAACUGGAAUUAAAACCAAUAUUCCUUUACAUAAAGAUCUGAUCCUUGAAGACAAAAACUUCUGUUCACAAGCAAUGGAUAUUCACUACCUUGAAAAACACUUGUUAAAACAAGUUCAAGGACAUGAAAAAGAUGCUUAA
This is a messenger RNA of Oppiella nova, 564 nucleotides long. NCBI's taxonomy places the organism in Eukaryota, Metazoa, Arthropoda, Arachnida, Sarcoptiformes, Oppiidae. The record is from the annotation of a GenBank genome assembly.